Molecule: messenger RNA, 2212 nt
Organism: Drosophila persimilis
Lineage: Eukaryota; Metazoa; Arthropoda; Insecta; Diptera; Drosophilidae
Gene: l(3)neo38
Product: transcription factor che-1
Exons: 5
Coding region: 653-1969 (438 amino acids)
Biological process (GO): regulation of transcription by RNA polymerase II
Cellular component (GO): nucleus
Molecular function (GO): DNA-binding transcription factor activity, RNA polymerase II-specific; RNA polymerase II cis-regulatory region sequence-specific DNA binding
Source: RefSeq, a predicted model, not a curated record
GAGCCUCGACGAGCCGGUUGGAAGCGAGAUUUUAGUUUAAUUCUGCUUGGGUGUGUGCGUGUUUAGUUUAAACGAAAUUGAAAGUUGUACACUUUACUACCCCCGAAAAAGCGAAGCACAGCAUAAAAUUGUGCGCUCAUACGCGCGCGUUUGCGACUGUGUGUGUGCGUGUGUGUGUGUGUAUGUGUAAACGCGAGCGUGUGUUUGCAUUAGUUUUUGUGUGUGUGUGCCACGCCACGCCACACCAACGGAAACCAACCCCCACCAACAACAGAAUAAAACAAGAAAACAACAACAAACAAGAAAAGUUAGCACCACCCACUCUUGGAAAACUGCCGCAUAGAGUUCAGCGUCAUCGUCAUCAACAUCACCGUCGCGCCGUAGCCGUUGUUGCCGUUUCAUCAUUGCCUGUGCUUGUGCCUGUGCCUGUGCCUGUCUCUGGUUUCGGCUUAAUAGCGAUCGGGGAUCGCGUUGUGUAAAUUGUGCAAAAUAUACAUACAUACAUAUAUCUACUAUAGUGUAACGGAUAAGUGAAGCAAACCGAUUUGAGAAUACAAGAUCUAUACAAGCUAUUUGCCGAGACGAGGCGAGACCCCCCCGCCGCCCGUCCCCAUCCCGCCGUGACAACCGAUAGCCGACCCGACAAACUGCUAUGAUGAAUUUCUCCGCGUUUGGUGGCCCGUUCUCUGGCAUACAUCAAUUUGCCGCUAAAUUUGAUGCACAAACGCCGGGUGCAUUUGGAACGCCGCCUGCGAACGCAGCAGCCGCUGCAGCCGCAGCAGGAUCCGAUAAUCAUGUACAGCGCUAUCAGACCAAUGGCAAUCAUUUUAAUCAGAAUGUGGCCAACGUUUCGGCAGCAAACAACAUGCAAUAUGGCCAGAAUAUAUCCAUACCGUACUCCUCACAGCCGCAGGGUGAUCUAAAUUUUCUGAAUGCAGCCGCUGCAGCCGAUCAUAAGGGUAAAAUCCAUCCAAAAAUCGAACGUGACCGGGAAGAAGUUCUCAACCAGCAGAUCUUACAGAAUGUCAAUCAGUCGUGGCAGACGCUGGCCAACACGGCCAACACUGUGGACUAUUCAUCGCACUUGCUUUCCGCAACACUGCCAAUCUCCAUACAGCACUUCCUCAAGUAUUCGGAGACCAUCAAGAAGGAAUCCUCCGGCGAUGUCCUGAAGAAUGGCACGAAUCUGGCCAGCCUGGCGCUGGGAGGCGUCGCCCUGACGCCCAGCAAUAACGGUGCGAACGGAGGCCACCACAAUGGCGGAUUGGUGGGCAUGGAGCACGGCGGGCACAUGACCAAUAUGACGGACGCGAAUGGCGCCGCGCUGACCAACGGCGCCAGCAAUGGCGUCAACGGUAAUGCCAAUGGAGCGGUCACCAACGGUGGAGCCGGGGCGGUGUCCAGCUCAGGGUCGGUGGGCACCACAAACGCGAGUGGGGGCACUACCACGGCCACUGGCAAGAAAACCAAAAAGAAGAAACCACCAAAGGAGAAGAAGCCGCGCCCGAAGCCAGGCGAGAUCCGAGAGACGAAAGCGCUGGACGGAUCCACGCUCUACUGCUGCCCCGAGUGUCAAAUGGCGUACCCAGACCGGAGUCUAAUCGAGCAGCACGUCAUCUCGCACGCCGUGGAGCGACGCUUCGUUUGCGACAUUUGCAAUGCGGCCCUCAAGCGCAAGGAUCACUUGACCAGGCACAAGCUGUCCCACAUACCGGACAGGCCUCAUGUGUGCAAUAUCUGCAUGAAGUCCUUCAAGCGCAAGGAGCAGCUCACUCUGCACAUUGUUAUCCAUUCCGGCGAGAAGAAACAUGUCUGCAUUGAGUGUGGAAAAGGUUUCUACCGCAAGGAUCACUUACGUAAGCAUACGCGCUCCCAUAUUGCCCGACGCGUCAAGUCCGAGGUAUCGGCGCAGAACGUAAACGGAUCCGGUGGCAACAAUGCACAGAGCAAUGCACUACAUGGUUCCUGAGGAUCGUACAAGGACUUUUGGUAAAUUCUCAAACAAAUUUCAAGCCAUAAAGGCGGCCCAGAUGUUGGCAGCACCCUGCUGAAGAAGCUUCUUCGUGAGGAUCGUACGGUGCUGGCAGCAGCUGUGCCGCCUUUGAAAUUUGUUAAAGAGUUUAUCGAAGGUCCUGCUGAGCGUCACCCAACUCCAACUCCCAUAACAAUAACAGAUAACCCUCUGAAUAAAAAAAAAACGAUGUUAUACUUA